Molecule: messenger RNA, 6050 nt
Organism: Amphibalanus amphitrite
Lineage: Eukaryota; Metazoa; Arthropoda; Thecostraca; Balanomorpha; Balanidae
Exons: 10
Coding region: 1150-5166 (1338 amino acids)
Molecular function (GO): ubiquitin protein ligase binding
Source: RefSeq, a predicted model, not a curated record
GAGAGAGAGAGAGAGAGAGAGAGAGAGAGAGAGAGAGAGAGAGAGAGAGAGAGAGAGAGAGAGAGAGUAAUACAUAAAUUAUAAGAAGUUUGAGCCAUUUACCAUUGACCUGCAAUUUAUCAAGCUAAAAUUAGCUCGUUCUAAAGGAGUACCUAUAUAUGCUGAAAGUCAGUUGAAUAUAAACCAGCAUUCGCUACAUGUAGGUAUGCAUGAUAAACAUGAUAAGCAAAUAAACUGUUCCACUUCAAACACCACUUACCAUAAAAAGUUAUAGCGGAUAAUUAACAGAUGCACUAAUGUAUCGAAUGCAUAUUAGAAGGAUGUAAGCAGGCCGGGACAAAUUAAAAAUAAGAGCUAAAUGGAGCAAGGGUAGAAACGAGAUUAGGGGGACGAGAUUGGGGAAGGGUAAAGAGAAGGACGGACAGAAGGAAAAUGAGUGACAAAAGUCACAAUGAAGCAGGGGAAGGCAUGGUUCAAAAAAGGGCAGAGUUGAUGGAGCAGAGAGGGAGGACAGAGCACAGGGAGGGCGGAGGGUAGAGAGGAGGUGCUGCAGAGAAGUGCGUGUCACGCCAGGUCAGAGCCGGCGCCGUCGGACCGUCCGGGGCGGGCUGGACCUCAGCGGCGGCAGCUCCGACCGACCGGCAGCAGCCUUGGCCGGCGCCCUCGGCUGACGCGGUCGGUAUGUGGCUCCACGGCCGCCGGCCGGCAGCGCGGCGGCUCGGCGGCGGCGCGGCGGCGCGCGGUGCGCACAGUCGUCCUCUGUAGCCCGCGCCGGCCGCGCCGCGCCGCGCCACCAGUGCCGCCCAGCCGCCGCGCCGCCCCCAGUGUGUGUGUGUUUGUGUGCGCCGACACGGAACUGUGCCGCACCGAGCGGCGCUCAGCCUGCAGGAGAGCACCGGCGAUGGCGGCGGCUGGACGACGGGCCGCCGGUCGGCCGGUCUGAGGGCGGGGCUCAUCCAGACCCACGUCCCCAAGGCGUCCGGCUCGGCGGCGGCCUCGCACCAGCCGGGCCAGACUCCGAGCCGCGGCUGCCGCUGCCGCGCCGACAUCCUCUGCCUGGACAAGGAUGCCGACGGCUCCUCGUGUAACUGCUCGGCGAGGCCCUACGGCAAGAAUAAGUCGACCGGCUCGUCGCAGGCCGACUACGUGAUGGAAGAGUACAAACUGGACGACAAGGAGCUGGCCGCGCUGGAGAAGCUGUACGACUUCCCGGCCCGCUCCGGGCGAGCCUCCACGCAGGUGCGCGCGGUCAACAUCAUCGACACGCUCAGCCAGAUGGCACGUACUCCGGAGGCGCGCCGCCUGGCGCAGGCGCCCGAGCGGCCGCCGCCCGCCAAACAGCCGCCCAAGCAGGCCCCCAAGCAGUCGCCCGCCGCCAAACAGAGCGCCAAGCCGCCCACCAAGCGGACGUCGGGUGGCGGCGGCGGCGGAGGCCGCUCGGAGGGCGACGGACCGCCGCCGGCGCCCACGCUGGAUCGAGAGGCGAUCAUCGCUCGGCUGUUGGCUGAGGCGGCCCGCAGCCCGCCGCCGCCGAUCCCCAGCCGGAGGCCCGACCUAUCGGUCCUCAACAUCCGUGCCGAGUCGGCCAACAACGCUGCCGUGCGCGGCAAGCUGCCGACUCCGCCAGCCGGCGGGGGCGGCGGCGGCGGCGGCAGCGGAGGGCGGCAGCGGGACGACCUCCUGGAUGACCUAUAUGGACGCAUCAAAGGAGGCCGGCGACCGCCCGAGCUGCGGCGCACGCCAGACUGGAUCAGAACCAUCUUUGACGUGGCACGAGGAGGUGACAUCAGCGAACUGCGCUCGUCCCUCUCGGACAUGGAGCCGACGCUCAUCAGGAAUCUGUCCGACCACCACGGCAACAACCUGGCGCACGUGCUGGCCGCCUGCGGCCACGUGCAGGCGCUGGCCUGGCUGGUCGGCACGUGCGGCCACGUGCUUAGUGAGGCGCUGGCCGACGAGAACAAGCACGGGCUGACACCCAGCGUGGCCGCCGUUCGGUGCGGUAAGCUAGACGUGAUCCAGUGGAUGGUGGAGAACACGGUGAUCCGUGAGCGCCUGUUCACCAGAGAGGGCGAGCGCUCCCUGCUGCACGCCGCCGCCAAAUACGGCCAGGUGGAGAUCACGUCCUGGUGCGCGGACCAGCUGCUGCGCGAGGGACAGGGCAUGGACCUGGCCGACCACCACGGCGACACGCCCCUCCAUCUGGCAGCCAAGACGGGCAACACGGCCGUGGCGCAGAAACUGCUCGAGCGGAACGCCAGCGUCACAGCCAGGAACGACAUGAGCUUGAAGCCGUUCGAGUUGGCGGUACACCACGGUCACAGCGCAUGUGCAGAGUAUCUGCUGACAUACGAGGCCCUCGGUGACCUGGCGGUUGACUUCACUAGCCUGGAGGCAGAGGCCGGCCGGCUGCAACACGAGAACGCCGACUACAAGAAUAACUUCAGGGAGGUGCUGUCCGUGUCGCGGAAGCUGCUGCGGGAGCGGGAGGACAUGUGUAAGGACCUGAGCCGGCUGCACGAGAGCACCCUGGAGCUGCACGACCGGCUGCUGGGCCAGCUGCAGCAGCUGUCGGCCGAGAACCGGCAGCUGCGCCGCCGGCUGCAGGAGCCGGCCGACGAGCCGGCCGACCAGCUGGACGAGUCCGCCGAGCUGGCUAACACGCUGCACGUGCGCUGGCAGCACUGCCAGCGCGCCUGGUUCUCGGCGCCGCUGGCCGACACACAGCACCGGCUGCUGAUGGCCGAACAGGCCUGGAAGCGGCUGCGCGCCUCGCGCAAGGAUAACGUCAGCAGCAUGACCAGCGCCCAGGAGAUCGUCAGGAACAAGAUCGGCGACCUGCGCGCGCAGUCUGCCCAGACGCGCUACCUGGACCCGGCGGCGCUCUCCUCGUCGGAGAACUCGCUGGUCGACUCGGAGCUCUACCAGCAGAUCUCUCCGCGCUCCGUGGUGCGGCCCGCCGCCAGCGACAUCUACGGCGCCGCCAAGUCGCUCGACGGCAGCGACCUGUGUGCGCCCGGCGCCAGUCCGGCGCGCACCAACGGCAGGAGACGCGCCAGCCGCGACGCACUCGAGGCCGGCUUCCUCAGCGAGCAUGACAACAGUGACAUUUAUGGGCGUGGUGCGUCUGGUGGCCGGAGGAGGCCAGCGCGCGUCCCCCGGCCGGCCCGCGAGCGGCGCGGGAAGAGUGUAGAGAAAAUGGAGCGACUUAGUGUUAGCGUGACUGGAGGAGGGGGCAGUGGAGGCGGCGGGGCGCAGUCGAACGCACCCGGCCUCGCGCGCAACCUAGACCUCAGCAAAAGUCUGGACUUCAGCGACAGUGUGCUCAGUGGCACCGACGAGGUGCACAACUCGACGUUUUCGGCCCGGCCGCGCGGUGGUGGCGGCGGGGGCAGUGGGGGUGACGGCGAGGGCGGCACGCCGGACCGAGCCGCCGCGCAGGACGAGCUCCGGCGCCAGCUGCGCGGCCUGGCUCUCGUCUCCGACUCGGGCUCCGCGUCCGUGCUCGAGGUGAUUGAGCCGGCCGGCAGUGAGGCGGGCAGCACUGUGGACCUCGUGCAGCGUGAGAUCGAGGCGCAGCGGCGCGCCAGACAGGUCCGCUCCCGUGACUCGUCCCGCUCGCGCGACCGCCGCCAGGAACCGGCCGCCUCUGAGGCAGCCAAACAGCUCGAUCAAGUGCGAAUGCGCCGCAACACCACCACCGAAGAUGACAGUGAUUUUUUAGGACUAAGGACGAGCAAACCGCACCGCUCGAGGCCGGCGGCGAGUGAGGCCGCCCGGGCCGGUUCGGUGGUGUCCGGUGUGUCGGGGGUAUCCGCGGGGCAGCCGGGCUCGACCGGCGGCGUCGGUGAGGUAGCGGUGCGGCGGGCGCGCGGCGCCGAGUCUGGCUCCGGCUGGCGGUCGGAUGGAGGUGCCAGUCUGGCCAGUCUGGUGCUCUCCGAGCCGGACAUCCUACAGGGCACGCGGCACACGCUCGAGCGGCCUGAAGAACCGGCGAUAUCCCCUGCGCCGCGCACUGAACCGGUCUCCGACCACCCUGCCGACGAGACUGCAGACGAGCUGGAGCGGCCGCUCUUUGAGCUGGACGGCCGCGCCGGAGCGCUGCCCGACGCCGGCGCCGGCAAACGGCGUGGCUUUCUGCAGAAAUUCGCCAUGCGAACCCGCUGGAACAGCCGAAAGAAGGAGCGCGCGUGGCGGCCGGGCGGCGGGGAGAUCAGCGGCGACGAGUUCCGCGAAAUGUACCAGCAGGAGGGCCGCGACCUGUCCGUCUCCUCGCAGGACCUGAGUGCCUCGGAGGCCUCGUCACUCGAGGAGAAGAAGCGCACCUCGCUCGGUGAAGUCGGAUCCCUCUCCGAGGCUUCCGACGCCGAGCACCGCUCCAAGCGGGCCUCGGUCGCCUCAAAGCGUGAGAGUGACUCGGCCGAGGCGGAGACUGCGCUAAAAGAGCCGGCCGCCAAGCCCUCGGCGGCUGCCGUCGUGGUAGAGAAGCGCACGGCACCACCCAGCGCGCUGCCCGCCGCGGAGUCCGCCGCAGACAAGCCGGCGCCGCCGCCAAAGCCGAAGAUAGCCGCCAAACCGAGCACCCUUCCGCGGCGGGCGCCUGCGACGGCUGCCGAGCAUCUGACUGAGGAGGUGCCCCGACCGGCCUCCUCAGCCAGCCGACCCGACUCGUCUGCCUCCAGUUUCCCGCCGUACAAGGGGUUCGCGCUGUCGGGCGGGGCCAGCUCACUGAGCGCUGAGCUGCUGCCGGCGGCCGAGGGCGGCGCCGCCGGACGCCACAGCCCGGCGCCCAGUGAGGCUAGCAAGACCGAGUCGGCGCUGUCGCCUCCCUCGCACGCUUCGGACGUCUCCAAGACGGAGUCGACGCGGCACCUGAACCAGCUGGACAAGAUCGAGGAGCUGCGCGCCGAGUCGGUGCAGAAGCUAACGGCAGAUGUGGAGGAGGCGGCGGGCCCGGCGCCGGCGGAGGAGACACGCCUGCCGCCGCCGGCCGCGCCCCAACCGGUCGCCCCCAAACUCAAACGGGGCGUUGAGAAGAAGCUGCGUCGCCGGCGGGACGACCGUCCGUGGUACGAGGUCUCUGACGACGAGUCAGACCUUCUACACGCCGGGCGGUACCAGCCCGUGCAGCGCAGCUCCAGUGACGAGGAUGCCCAGCUCAUAUAGCCGCCGGCGAUACGGGCGAUAUAGCCGCCGGCGAUACAGGCCAUACGCCGGCGAUCCGAGCUCGGGGAAACUAUCCGUGCCACCAGCGCUCUCUGUGUGCCAACCGCGGCAGCGCCGUGCCAUUCAGGGCCAAACUCUGUGCCAACAGGUCACCUGCUCAACCGUGCCAAGCGGACCAAGGGCCGCCGAAUUCCCUCCACCGAGGGGUCAGGGGAGUUUAUGGGGGCGCGCUUCUGUGUGGGGGUAGGGUGGGUGGGUAGGGAGGGGGAAUGAGGGGAACAGGGAGGGUUUGGAGGGAGAGGGAGCGAAAUGGAGAGCUAAUAUUGUGAAGGAUACUGUGUGUGCUAAGAGGAGCAAUGAGUUCAUUCUCCUGCGAGGGAAAUAUGAAUGUGACGAAGAGUCUUACGCUAUGGUUAACUGCAUUGGUUUGGGAUGCCACUGGAGGCGAGAGUGAAACAAAACGACAUGUUCCUUAUCUGUCUACGGGUACAUUCUUGUAAUCUAGUGGCAGUGGUUCCGACGACCCGGCGUGGUCGCCGCGCCGCCGCCCUCCCCGGACCUCACAGCGGCGGCGCCGGCCGCACGCCGGAAUACCCGCCGCUCAAGCCGUGUGUAUGUAUGUGUGCGUGUGUGUGUCCGUGUGCAUUGAGGGUACAAGUGCCGUGCGUGCUGUGACAAUCAGAGAACCGCUCCAGCCAGGUGUUAGUGACGUCCGGAGCGCAAAUGACGUCAUAUGAUAUCGGUGACGUCACACAGUGUCAAUUUAGUUACGUGGUGAGCCAGGUGAACAAUAUCCCCGUGUUCGCACAAAUGUUUAUAAAUGUAUUCUUUGCUCAUGAGCGUGCCGAUAUCACGAAAAUAUACAUAUCUUGACGAAGGCUCGA